AUGGCAGCUGAGUCACUGCCUUUCUCCUUUGGGACACUGUCCAGCUGGGAGCUGGAGGCCUGGUAUGAGGACUUGCAGGAGGCGCUGUCCUCAGAUGAAAAUGGGGCUACCUAUGUCUCACCUCCUGGAAACGAGGAGGAAGAACCAAAAACCUUCACCACUCUUGACCCCGCCUCCCUGGCUUGGCUGACCGAGGAGCCAGGACGAGCAGCGGUCACACGCACCUCCCAGAACCCCACCUCUCCGGAUUCCAGUCAGAGCUCCCCGGCUCAGGAGGAAGAAGAGGAAGACCAAGAAAGGCCCAGGAAACAGAAACACAGUGGCCAGUCCCCGGCACGGGCUGGAAAGCAACGCAUGAAGGAGAAAGAACAAGAGAAUGAAAGAAAAUUUGCACAGCUAUCUGAAGAGAACAAACGGCUCAAGCAGGAAAUCGAGCGCCUGACCAGGGAAGUGGAGGCAACUCGCCGAGCUCUGAUUGACCGGAUGGUUAUUCUGUACCAAGCAUGAACGGCUGGGACCAGCACUUCCCCUCGGGCCACUUCUGACCCUUCCUGGAAGUAUCUACUGACCACCUUCUCACCAAUGCCAACGAUGUACCCCUCCAGCCCCCAUCUAUUCAGUAGGGGGAAAACUUAGGGUAGAUGACAGGAGAGGGUCUCGGCAUGUAUAUAGAGAUUGUACAUUUAUUUAUUACUGUCCACAUCCAUUAAAGUGACUUUCUAGAAAAAAAAAAGAA
This is a messenger RNA of Kogia breviceps (pygmy sperm whale), 736 nucleotides long. The record is from RefSeq and is a predicted model, not a curated record. Lineage: Eukaryota; Metazoa; Chordata; Mammalia; Artiodactyla; Physeteridae.